Molecule: messenger RNA, 949 nt
Organism: Galeopterus variegatus (Sunda flying lemur)
Lineage: Eukaryota; Metazoa; Chordata; Mammalia; Dermoptera; Cynocephalidae
Gene: TMEM74B
Product: transmembrane protein 74B
Exons: 1
Coding region: 1-699 (232 amino acids)
Source: RefSeq, a predicted model, not a curated record
AUGGCAUCUCCCCCUGGUCUAGAACUGAAGAUACUGAGCAAUGGUCCCCAGGCCCCAAGGAGGCCGGAUCCUCUGGGCCCAGUGACCCCACCCAGGGAGGGUGUGGCGAAUGCUUGCUUCUCCUCAGAGGAGCAGGAGACCCAUUUCCAAAACCCCAGGGACACCAGACUGGGCAACUCCCCCAGUCCCCUGGGGGGUGUCUCUUCACUACCCCAAUCUCAGCGGGAUGAUCUGUCCCUGCAUUCAGAGGAGGGGCCAGGCCUGGAGCCCGUAAGCCGCCCAGUGGAUUAUGGCUUUGUUUCUGCUCUGGUUUUCCUGGUGAGUGGGAUCCUCCUGGUGGUGACAGCGUAUGCCAUCCCCCGCGAGGCCCGAGUCAACCCGGACACAGUGACAGCACGGGAGAUGGAACGACUUGAGAUGUACUAUGCUCGCCUGGGCUCCCACCUGGACAAGUGUAUCAUCGUGGGCCUGGGGCUGCUCACGGUGGGCGGCAUGCUCUUGUCGGUGCUGCUUACGGUCUCCCUGUGCAAAGGCGAGCUGUAUCGCCGGCGGACCUUCGUCCCUGGCAGGGGCUCCAGGAAGACCUACGGUUCCAUUAACCUGCGCAUGAGACAGCUCAAUGGGGAUGGGGGCCAGGCCCUGGUGGAGAACGAAGUUGUCCAGGUCUCAGAUAUUAGCCACACUCUCCAGGGGUCUUAAGUAAGAGCCCCCUUUAUCUCGAUGCUUUAGCUCCAGGGCUACAAAGCCCCCAAAGUCCUGGGGUUUCAAACUGAGCUCCACAUAAGGUCCUGUAGAAGGAGCCUUGGGUGCUGGAGGGGGAGUCCAAGACCUGACCCAGGCCCCACACAGGUGAGCAGCUUGCUGAUCUGUUUCGUAGUUUGAGGUUUUGCAUAAGGUUUUGUUUGGAGGAUGGCUUCUGCUGCUAAAAAUACAACAGUUUGGAAAUCAC